GGGCCCUCAUUGGUCGCCGACUGCCGCCCGGCCGGCUGUAUAGAAAAGAAGAAGAAGCGGAGGACGAACGAAGAAGAAGAAGAAGAAGCGGUGGUGGAGUAAAGGGGAGGAGGUGCAGAAAAAUGUUGUUUAGACGAACGGGUGACAGGGGAUCGCCGCGCGAAUAGUCCUGCUGCCGGCGAGAGUUGGCCGCUCAUUGUCUUACGCGUCGCAGGACGUUGCCUACAUGACAGCUUUUUUUAUCAUCAGCGUGUUAAACAAUUCGUAAAUAAAAACAUUAUAUACCUACGUAACCUAAUAAUAUUUUAAACAGGACUCAAGUUAUGAUAUUUUAAAAAACGAAAAUGAUUUGUUGUGCCAAUUAUUGACAAUACUGACAAUUUUUGGGGGUGACUGUGUCUUCCGGUAAAUAUGCGAUCAAAAUCGGUGGCUAGAAGAGUGACAGCUCAAGAAGGAUCUGAAGAUGAAAUAGAAAUUACAUCAGAACCAGAUCUCAUGGACAAUAACAUAGAACACCCACACAACUACACGAACAACAACUUCCAAAACUCAAUUGAAAUGGUACCCAAAAACACACAUAUCAGCGUCAAAAUCGAUCUGUACGAGAGUCCACACACUGACCAUUUGAAAUACGACCAUUUCAAGAAGGCUGACGAUUCAAUCAUGGACGAAGAGGAUGACCUGAUAUACCUGGGAACCAGAAAAGUCAUUUUGGCCAACGCGGUUUUGCCUGGGGAAUUGGAAUUCAGGAAAAAUGGUGUUUAUGCCAAGACGAAUAUUGGUAAAGGUACUAGGUUUGGACCUUUUCAAGGUAAAUGGGCUGGUGUACCUCAGGAUCCACGAUUUGCUUGGGAGGUUGUAGCUGGCUCAGGUGUAAGAGGAUGGCUGGACGGUUCCUUAGAACACCAAAACUGGCUCAAACUUGUAACCAGCGUCUCCAAUAAGACCCUGGCAAAUAUGAGGCAUACUUUGAUUAAUGGACAGUUAUGGUAUGAAACGAUAUCGGAUAUUACAAGCGGAAGCAAGCUGUUGUUAGGACCAAGAGAACCAUUGAAUUUGCAAGAUUUGUUUGCGGAUUCUUCUACAGGAGAUGAGAGAUCAGACAGAGAAACGACAUCACAACCCAGUGUUGCAGAAGGGGAACACGAUGAUGACGAUGAAGAGGACAACCAAUCGCGCUGCUGCAACUGUGAUCAACCAUUCAACGAUGUUGAAAAACUAGACGAACACCUCAUCCUUAAACACAACUACCGCCGCAACGAGUACCGUUGCGACCUCUGCCCCAAAGCGUACUCGUUCAAGCCUUGCCUCAUCAAGCAUCGUGCUCAAAUCCACGGCGAAACCAAGAAGUACCACUGCGAAAACUGCCCGAAAGUCUUCACCGAUCCCAGCAACCUCCAGCGGCACAUCAGGACACACCACGUGGGUGCUAGGUCGCACGCUUGUCCCGAAUGUGGAAAAACUUUUGGCACAUCAUCUGGAUUAAAGCAACACACUCAUAUUCAUUCUUCUAUAAAGCCGUUUCAGUGUGAAGUCUGUUUUAAGUCUUAUACACAAUUCUCCAACCUCUGCCGGCACAAGCGAAUGCACUCUGACUGUCGUUUGCAAAUCAAGUGCGUCAAGUGCGGACAAUCCUUCUCAACAGUCACCUCCCUCACAAAACACAAGAGAUUCUGCGACUCUACUAACCAAAAACCACUAUUAACUUCACCACCUCAACUUCCGAUGGCUAGCAGUUACCCAUUUUAUCGACCAUCAGCUAUUUCCUUAUUCCCUUUUCACACUCAACUUCCUAACUAUCAGAUGCCGCAAAUGUUUCCCACUACGCCUGCCCCGAGUUUCUUACCACCUUUCUUCUUGAAUCACUUACAUAAACCUGAACGCGAUGAGGAACUACCUCGGAAGAAACUGAAUAUAGGUCAUCCAGAAAAAACUGAAGUUCAUGUAAAAGAGAGGUUUACACCGCCUAGAGCGCCCAGUAUUGCCGAGAAAGUCAGUCCUCCUACAGCAGAAGAAGCUGAUUUAACACCAUCACCCGCUAGACCGACUCUAACUUCGAAAUCCAGAGCAACGAUAACGCCAGUGCCUGAGGAAAAAGUACCUAAAGACUUCAGUGUGACUUCUCCUAAGUCCACCACUCCCAGUGAUGACGGUGAUCAACCUUUGGAUCUUUCCGGUUGGAACUCUGUAUUGCAACCAACAGAAAAAGUGGAAUUCAAAACAGAACCGAUUAAGAGUCGUACCCCAACACCCGUACCGGAAGUUAAAGAAGAAAAAAUGGAAAUUAUCGAGGUUGAAGAACCGAAGAAACCUCCCACAACACCUCCAAUGGCCUAUCCAAGACCCACAUAUCCGAUGGUUUUGGAAAUGUACCGAUCAAACUUCCCAAACUUUCAACAAGCAACCGAAAGACUUCUGCCCUUCGGACCUCACAGGUUUCCUUUUCUAAACUCACCCCUUCAUCAACGUUUCGAUCUGUUAAGGCCGAAUUUACAAAGCUUCAAUCCGGUUAAAUCGUACCACGAUGCUAUCCAUCCUCCUAGCCAAGGGAAAAUAAAGGACAGAUAUGCUUGUAAGUUUUGCGGGAAAGUGUUUCCUAGAUCUGCUAAUCUCACGCGACAUUUGAGGACCCAUACAGGUGAACAACCGUACAAGUGUAGGUACUGUGAACGUAGCUUUAGUAUCUCGAGUAACUUACAGAGACACGUGAGAAAUAUACAUAAUAAAGAGAAGCCUUUUAAAUGUCCGUUGUGUGAGAGAUGUUUUGGGCAGCAAACAAACUUGGACAGGCACUUGAAAAAGCAUGAAACUGAUGAUGGUAAUGGAGUGGUGGCAGUAGCAGAUUCACCAGGAAGUAGCAAUGAAAACGAAAGGGAAGAAGCCUAUACUAGACUUGAUGAAAUAAGAAAUUUUGUUGGUAAAGUUACCACAAACGGCCAAGAAUACUAUAACCCCACCAGACUCUAUACCCCUCCAUUUCAAAAUGACAUCGACGUAGUUGGUAAGGAAGAUGAUGAUUCUGAACUGUAUUCGAAUGCAUCGGUAGAAGAUUUUUCGAAAAAAGAUGCUAGUAAAGAAGAGAUUCUAAACAAUAACGACCAGUCUAUCGAAGUUACUACCUAGUAGAGAAUAGAUAUAGUUGAUAUAAUAUGAAAUCCGUUGAUUGUGUAGAGUUGUAGUAGAGGAACUGAACCAUCUGUGUUAAUAUGUUACAUUUACUUGAGGAAAUAUUGAUAUUUCGAGAUGUAGUUUACAUAUUUACAAAAAAUGUACUAGAAAAAUAAUUUUCAAUGUAUUUUAAUUUUUUUUUUCAACCAUUGACAAAUUUUAUGACAUAGUUCUACCAUACUGCAGAUUUUUAGUAUAAUAUUAAUCGUCAAUUCUUUCAAAUUGUAUUUAUAUUUCCUUAAGUUGUUAAUUUGUAUAUACCUAGUUAGAUCUUAGAUCGAUAUUUAUAUUGUAAAUACAUUAAACUUAAGCUUAAUAUGAUACUGAUAGUAUUGUGAAUAUUUUUAAAGUUCCUACACAUGCAUAAUUUGUUAAUCUUGCAUUUUUAAGCACCUUUGGGUAUAAAAACCUUUUUGAAUAAUGCACAUUUUGUACAUUUUAAACGGUUGAUGCAUUGAAUCGAAUACUUUUAAUUAAUAGCCUAGUGUAGCGUAGAGCUUGUAAAUAGAGCAAUUUUAAUAUAUAAAAGAUAUUAAACAUUUUAAAAAUUAUUGUUUGUUAAAUUUAAGAAGUCUCUUUUAUAAAAUUUUUAAUUUGUUUUUGUGAGCUUAAUACCAAAGUAAGUUUUUUUUAUUUCGAUUUUUUUGUUCGUUUAGGAACAGGUUAAGUGUCAUAGGUGUGACAUAAAUAUAUUUUUAUUUUAUUUUAAACUGUUUAGAAACAUAUUAUAAUAUAAGUUUUAAUGGAGGUUUCAAACUCAUCCACUCAUGUAUUAUUAGACAUACU
Sitophilus oryzae (rice weevil) is the source of this 3954-nucleotide messenger RNA. RefSeq names its product histone-lysine N-methyltransferase PRDM16-like. Gene Ontology annotation, cellular component: nucleus. The transcript has 7 exons. The record is from RefSeq and is a predicted model, not a curated record. Gene Ontology annotation, molecular function: RNA polymerase II cis-regulatory region sequence-specific DNA binding; DNA-binding transcription activator activity, RNA polymerase II-specific. The coding region runs from base 412 to 3123 and encodes 903 amino acids. NCBI's taxonomy places the organism in Eukaryota, Metazoa, Arthropoda, Insecta, Coleoptera, Curculionidae. Gene Ontology annotation, biological process: regulation of transcription by RNA polymerase II.